Molecule: messenger RNA, 579 nt
Organism: Stylophora pistillata
Lineage: Eukaryota; Metazoa; Cnidaria; Anthozoa; Scleractinia; Pocilloporidae
Molecular function (GO): protein binding
Source: RefSeq, a predicted model, not a curated record
AAAAAUAUUAUUGAUGACAUGUUACUAUUUGUUUGCCUCAAGUUUCUGAGAGGAAAUGAUGACACGAACUCAGAAGUGAAACAUGUUGUUUAUGGAGUGUUAACAAGAUUUUUACGAUUUCUGCCACAAACACACCAGGGUGGGGUGUGUAUGAGAACAGAGGUGUUUGGAGUAGAAAAAACGUUGACAUGUGAAUCGAGAGCCAUUGGCUUGGCCUCUAGCGCUGCAAUUCCAGACAGCAGCUUCUCUGCCUCAUCGUAUUAUGACCAUAGGUAUAAACCCUCUUUUGGUCGAUUGAAUGGAGCUAAUCGGGGUUGGGGAGCCAAGACUGCGACCAAUUGUGCUGACUACUUACAAAUUGACCUGCUGUAUGAGUACGUUAUCUGUGCUGUAGCCACCCAAGGAGCUAAUGGUAUAAACGAGUGGAUAACAAACUACAAGAUCCAGUUAUCAAUGGAUGGUAUCACUACUGUCACCUACCAAGAAACCAAUGUUGACAAGGUAGGUUUCUAUGAAGGUCAUUCGCAUAUGCAUGUGCAUAUCAAAAAAGCUGAAAAUAUAUGGGCCCUAGAGCACUGA